Nelumbo nucifera (sacred lotus) is the source of this 996-nucleotide messenger RNA. The record is from RefSeq and is a predicted model, not a curated record. Lineage: Eukaryota; Viridiplantae; Streptophyta; Magnoliopsida; Proteales; Nelumbonaceae.
AUGGAUGUGACAUUCGAGAUCCCAAAAGGAAAGCAGUUCACCAUUGAGGUGGGUUUCUUUGACACUGUGAUUGAGAUAAAAGAGAAGAUCAACAAGUAUCAAGGGGUCCCCGUUUCCAAACAAACCUUGGUUUUCAAUGGCGAAGUCAUGGCCGAUGAUAAAAACACCGAGUUCUAUCAAGUCCUACAAGGGUCUCGCAUUCAACUUAAGCUUGAACCAGAAGCAGCAAAAACUGUUGUUAAGGUAGAAGAGUCGGUGCCAUCAACCAAAGUUCAACUCCCUAUAAGGGUGCCCUCCACCAAGAAACAGUAUUCCCUUGAAAUGGAUGUUAAUGAUUGCGUUGGCCAAUUGAAAGAGAAGAUUCAAGAAGUGGAAGAAGUUUGUGUUAGUCGACUUGUAUUACUUCAUUCCGAUAUCCAAUUACAAGAUGCUCAUCGAUCACUUGGUGAUUAUGGACUCUCCGAUUUAUCAGAGGUGACUGUCAUUUUUAAACCCUCACCAACAACAAUAACAAGUGCAGGAGGUAAUUCAGUGAAUUCGAAAAAACUGAAGUUGUUGAUUCUGCCAAAGUGUGGUACGAAGAAAAUUCAAAUAGAGGUGAACCCUUCAGAUAAUGUUGGGGAAUUGAGGAAAGAACUGCAAAGGUUGCACAAAAAUCGUCACCUUCAUCUUCCUAGUGAAGGAUACUUCUUUAUCUAUAAACAGAACGUAAUGGAUGAUGAUCGCUCGUUUCGUUGGCACAAUGUGCGACAAGGUGACACAAUAGAGAUCUUUAAUGGGACUGUAACUGGUGGAUCCUGAAUCUUCUCUUUUAUUAAUUGUUGUUGAAUUUUCUUCUUCUUCUUCUUCUUCUUCUUCUUCUUUUGACAUAAGAUAAUACAAUCAAUGUAGGCAGAAAUUACUGUGUGGUUUUAAUUUGCUUAAUUAAUUGGCUUCUUAAUUAAAGCCAUAUUAAGUUCAAUUAUCAUCCAAUACACGACCCAGUAUUAUCUAUUA